GGGGGCGCGGGGCGGGGGGCUAUUUGGCCGGCCGGGUGGGGAAGUGCGCGGUCGUUGCCUGUCUCCGGGCGGGGGUGUCGGACCGGCUCGCGGCAUGGGAGACCAAGCGCUCAGCUUCGUCAAGGACUUUCUGGCCGGCGGGAUUGCCGCCGCCGUCUCCAAGACGGCUGUCGCCCCCAUCGAGAGAGUGAAGUUGCUGCUGCAGGUCCAGCAUGCCAGCAAACAGAUCACGGCCGAUAAGCAGUACAAGGGCAUCGUGGACUGCAUAGUCCGCAUCCCCAAGGAGCAAGGCAUCGCCUCCUUCUGGAGAGGCAACCUGGCCAAUGUCAUCCGGUACUUCCCCACCCAGGCCCUCAACUUCGCCUUCAAGGACAAGUACAAGCAGAUUUUCCUGGGCGGAGUGGACAGGCACAAGCAGUUCUGGCGCUACUUCGCAGGGAACCUCGCAUCUGGGGGUGCCGCGGGAGCCACCUCCCUCUGCUUCGUCUACCCGCUGGAUUUCGCCAGGACCCGGCUGGCGGCUGAUGUGGGCAAAGGAGCCGCAGAGAGGGAGUUCUCUGGGCUGGGCGACUGCAUUGUGAAGAUCUUUAAGUCUGAUGGCUUGAGGGGCCUGUAUCAAGGAUUUAGCGUGUCUGUCCAGGGCAUCAUCAUCUACAGAGCAGCCUAUUUUGGGGUGUACGACACGGCCAAGGGUAUGUUGCCUGAUCCAAAGAAUGUGCAUAUCGUAGUGAGCUGGAUGAUUGCCCAGAGUGUCACUGCAGUGGCAGGGCUGGUUUCUUACCCUUUUGAUACUGUGAGACGUAGGAUGAUGAUGCAGUCUGGCCGAAAGGGAGCUGAUAUUAUGUAUAAGGGCACAAUUGAUUGCUGGAGGAAGAUAGCUAAAGAUGAAGGAUCCAAAGCGUUCUUCAAAGGUGCCUGGUCGAAUGUGUUGAGAGGCAUGGGCGGAGCUUUUGUAUUAGUACUUUAUGAUGAAAUCAAGAAGUACGUCUAAAACUGAACAUCAUAAUGUAGAAGUUCAAUUGUUCUCAAUCAACUUUUUAAAAAAUAUUCUCUUGUGAUGCAAUGGACAACAAAAUAUUUCCUAGGGAAACAGAAUAAAAUUUGAGUAACGUAUCUGGCAGAGAUGAUGACGCGAUUCUUUAAAACUUGUCCACUACAUCACAGCUACAUUUUGUAUGAGAAUUUCUCCAGCAUUUGUAUUGGAACCUGUGUAUAUAUUAUACUUCAAAUUGCAGGUAAUAGAUUUUGUCUAGAGACAAGACUUGGGUGGUCUAUAUCUAGUCUAAAAUCUAAUAUUGUGAAUUCUUAAUAGAUUGCUUAAUACCAUAAAUAUUUAUGACAAUGUCUCUAGCUACUCAACAGUGUGAUGGCAUUUAUAACAUGAAUUAAAAUCAUGUUUUCUUCUAAAGCUCUAUUUUUUAAUGAUAUCAAGUGAAAAUAUCUGAAACCAUAAACUAUAUUGAAGCAGCAGGCUGAGUUCCUAACUGCAGCCUCUUCACUGACAAAUUACACAUUUAUAUGGUUGAAACCAUAAUCUGAUUUUUCAAAAAUUCUUUGUAGAAUAUGGAAAUAAAGUGUUUCAAAAGUUCCCUGUAUUGUCACAAAGGAAAAAGUUGUCUGCUCUGAGGUUCAAUUGAACUUACACUGAAAUGAAAUAAAUUAAUAUAUUAAUGAA
Molecule: messenger RNA, 1675 nt
Organism: Empidonax traillii (willow flycatcher)
Lineage: Eukaryota; Metazoa; Chordata; Aves; Passeriformes; Tyrannidae
Gene: SLC25A4
Product: solute carrier family 25 member 4
Exons: 4
Coding region: 95-991 (298 amino acids)
Biological process (GO): mitochondrial ATP transmembrane transport; mitochondrial ADP transmembrane transport
Cellular component (GO): mitochondrial inner membrane
Molecular function (GO): ATP:ADP antiporter activity
Source: RefSeq, a predicted model, not a curated record